Grammomys surdaster is the source of this 903-nucleotide messenger RNA. It is a transcript of the gene Hddc3, whose product is annotated as HD domain containing 3. The transcript is spliced from 4 exons. Lineage: Eukaryota; Metazoa; Chordata; Mammalia; Rodentia; Muridae. The record is from RefSeq and is a predicted model, not a curated record. Gene Ontology annotation, molecular function: guanosine-3',5'-bis(diphosphate) 3'-diphosphatase activity. The coding region runs from base 11 to 550 and encodes 179 amino acids.
CACCCGCGCGAUGGGCUCGGAGGCAGCUCAGCUGCUGGAGGCUGCUGACUUCGCCGCUCAGAAACACCGACAGCAGCGACGGAAAGAUCCUGAAGGGACUCCCUACAUCAAUCACCCCAUCGGUGUAGCCCGGAUCCUAACCCAUGAGGCUGGAAUCACAGAUAUUGCGGUGUUACAGGCCGCCCUGCUCCAUGACACAGUAGAAGACACAGAUACUACCCUGGAUGAGGUAGAGCUGCACUUUGGAGCACAGGUUCGACGCUUGGUGGAGGAGGUAACAGACGACAAGACUCUGCCCAAACAGGAAAGAAAGCGGCAGCAGGUGGAGCAGGCACCCCACAGCAGCCCAGGGGCCAAACUGGUGAAGCUGGCAGACAAGCUACACAAUCUGAGGGAUCUUAAUCGCUGCACUCCUAGAGGAUGGACAGAACACCGAGUCCAGGAGUACUUCGAGUGGUCAGCACAGGUGGUAAAGGGGCUUCAAGGAACGAACCAGCAACUGGAAGAGGCACUAAAGCAGCUGUUCGAGGAGCGAGGGCUGACUCUCUGAGCCGUCCUCCGUGCAGUCCUGUGCCAUGGCUCCAGCAAGGCCCAGGAAAGACGGGAUUCUUACCGCAGCAUUUCCAAGUGCCCUCAUAACUCACAUUCCUUCGUUCAACCCAGACAUCACAGGCUAAAAAACGUCUGCGUUUUUUCACUCAACGGAGGCCCGAAUAUGGAAGCCAGAUAUGCCCAUCCAUCCAUGUACUAACAGCCUUUCCUUAAGUCUUGGGUCUGUUUGCUGUUUUGCAUGGUGGAACCUCUGGCCCCUAAGGGACCUCAGAUUGGAUAGGCAUUGGUUUUUAAGUCGUGGAAAAUAAAGUAACAUGAAAAGGCCUGGAAGACUCCAGUGCCCCAACACCA